AUGUUGGGCUGGGUCCAGAGGGUGCUGCCUCAGCCCCCAGGAACCCCUCGGAAGACCAAGAUGCAGGAGGAAGAGAAAGUGGAACCAGAGCCAGAGCUGGAGGCGGAGGUGGAACCAGAGCCAAACCCUGAGGAGGCUGAGACAGAGUCCGAGUCCAUGCCCCCCGAAGAGUCACUCAAGGAGGAGGAAGUGGCUGUGGCGGACCCAAGUCCUCAGGAGACCAAGGAGGCUGCCCUUACUUCCGCCAUAUCCCUCCAGGCCCAGGGCGCUGAGAGUUCUGAAAUGAACAGUCCCAGCCGCAGGGUGCUGACCUGGCUCAUGAAGGGCGUGGAGAAGGUGAUCCCACAGCCUGUCCAUAGCGUCACGGAGGACCCGGCUCAGAUCCUGGGGCACGGCAGCACUGGGGACACAGGGUGCACAGAUGAACCCAAUGAGGCCCUCAAGGCCCAAUACAUGAGGCCCGGGUCACGGCUGCUCCUGUGGCUGGAGCAGAAUCUGGAGAGAGUGCUUCCUCAGCCCCCCAGAUCCUCCGAGGUCUGGAGAGAUGAGCCUGCAGUUGCUACAGGUGCUGCCUCGGACCCAGUGCCUCCAGGAUGCCCCCAGGAAACAGGGCCCAAGCUGCAGGCCCGGGAGAGCGCCCCCCUGCCCACUGCCAUCCCCCUGCAGCCCAAGGAGGAACCCAAGGAGGUGCCAGCUCCAGAGCCCCAGCCUAGCUCCCAGGCCCAGGCCUCCUCCCUGCCACCACCCAGGGACACUGCCAGGCUGGUGGCGUGGGUCCUGCACAGGCUGGAGAUGGCUUUGCCGCAGCCAGUGCUACAUGGGAAGAUAGGGGAACAGGAGCCUGACUCCCCUGGGAUAUGUGAUGUGCAGACCAUCAGCAUCCUUCCUGGAGGGCAAGUGGAGCCUGACCUCGUCCUAGAAGAGGUUGAACCGCACUGGGAGGAUGCCCACCAGGAUGUCAGUACCAGCUCGCAGGGUACAGAGGUGGUUCCAGCUUAUGAAGAGGAGAACAAAGCCAUGGAAAAGAUGCCGAGAGAGCUGUCCAGGAUUGAAGAGGAGAAAGAAGAUGAGGAGGAGGAAGAGGAAGAGGAGGAGGAGGAAGAGGAGGAGGAGGUGACUGAGGUGCUGCUGGAUAGCUGUGUGGCGUCGCAGGUGGGCGUGGACCAGAGCGAAGAAGACAGGACCUGGCCCCAGAGCGCUUCAGACCAGAAGUUGUGGGAGGAAGCUGGGGAGGAGGCCGGGAAGGAGGCUGAAGAGGAGACUGAAAAGGAACACCAGGACCACGCGGGGACCAAGGAGGAGCCUGAGGCUGAGGCCAAGGCUGCCAGUUCAGGAGUGCCUGCCACGAAAGAGCACCCGGAAGUGCAGGUGGAAGAUACGGAUGCUGAUAGCUGCCCCCUCUUGGCAGAAAAGAAUCCACCCUCACCCGUGUUGCUGCCACCAUCUCCUGCCAAAUCCGACACCCUCACAGUCCCAAGCUCAGCCUUGGGGACACACAGGAAGAAGCUGCCCUCUGAGGAUGAUGAGGCUGAAGAGCUUAAGGCGUUGUCACCAGCCGAGUCCCCAGUGGUUGCCUGGUCGGACCCCACCACCCCAAAGGACACUGACGGCCAGGACCGUGCGGCCUCCGCGGCCAGCACAAAUAGCGCCAUCAUCAACGACCGGCUCCAGGAGCUGGUGAAGCUCUUCAAGGAGCGGACAGAGAAAGUGAAGGAGAAACUCAUCGACCCUGACGUCACCUCUGAUGAGGAGAGCCCCAAGCCCUCCCCAGCCAAGAAAGCCCCAGAGCCAGCUCCAGCCAUGAAGCCCGCAGAAGCCGAGCCAGUGGAAGAGGAGCACUAUUGCGACAUGCUCUGCUGCAAGUUCAAACGCCGCCCCUGGAAGAAGUACCAGUUUCCCCAGAGCAUUGACCCACUGACCAACCUGAUGUAUAUCCUAUGGCUGUUCUUCGUGGUAAUGGCCUGGAAUUGGAACUGUUGGCUGAUUCCCGUGCGCUGGGCCUUCCCCUACCAGACCCCGGACAACAUCCACCUCUGGCUGCUGAUGGAUUACCUGUGUGACCUCAUCUACUUCCUGGACAUCACCGUGUUCCAGAUACGCCUGCAGUUUGUCAGAGGCGGGGACAUCAUUACGGACAAAAAGGACAUGCGAAAUAACUACCUGAAGUCUCGCCGCUUCAAGAUGGACCUGCUCAGCCUCCUGCCCUUGGAUUUUCUCUAUUUGAAAGUCGGCGUGAACCCCCUCCUCCGCCUGCCCCGCUGUUUAAAGUACAUGGCCUUCUUCGAGUUUAACAACCGCCUGGAAUCCAUCCUCAGCAAAGCCUACGUGUACAGGGUCAUCAGGACCACAGCCUACCUUCUCUACAGCCUGCACUUGAAUUCCUGUCUUUAUUACUGGGCAUCGGCCUAUGAGGGCCUCGGUUCCACUCACUGGGUUUACGAUGGCGUGGGAAACAGUUAUAUUCGCUGUUACUACUUUGCUGUGAAGACCCUCAUCACCAUCGGGGGGCUGCCUGACCCCAAGACACUCUUUGAAAUUGUCUUCCAGCUGCUGAAUUAUUUCACGGGUGUCUUUGCUUUCUCUGUGAUGAUUGGACAGAUGAGAGAUGUGGUAGGGGCCGCCACCGCGGGACAGACCUACUACCGCAGCUGCAUGGACAGCACGGUGAAGUACAUGAACUUCUACAAGAUCCCCAAGGCCGUGCAGAACCGCGUCAAGACCUGGUACGAGUACACCUGGCACUCGCAAGGCAUGCUGGAUGAGUCAGAGCUGAUGGUGCAGCUUCCAGACAAGAUGCGGCUGGACCUCGCCAUCGACGUGAACUACAACAUCGUUAGCAAAGUCGCACUCUUUCAGGGCUGUGACCGGCAGAUGAUCUUUGACAUGCUGAAGAGGCUUCGCUCUGUUGUCUACCUGCCCAAUGACUAUGUGUGCAAGAAGGGGGAGAUCGGCCGUGAGAUGUACAUCAUCCAGGCAGGGCAAGUGCAGGUCUUGGGCGGCCCUGAUGGGAAAUCUGUGCUGGUGACGCUGAAAGCUGGAUCUGUGUUUGGAGAAAUAAGCUUGCUGGCUGUUGGGGGUGGGAACCGGCGCACGGCCAACGUGGUGGCCCAUGGGUUUACCAACCUCUUCAUCCUGGAUAAGAAGGACCUGAAUGAGAUUUUGGUGCAUUAUCCUGAGUCUCAGAAGUUACUCCGGAAGAAAGCCAGGCGUAUGCUGAGAAACAACAACAAGCCCAAGGAGGAGAAGAGCGUGCUGAUCCUUCCGCCCCGGGCGAGCACCCCGAAGCUCUUCAGCGCUGCCCUCGCUAUGACAGGAAAGAUGGGCGACAAGGGGGCAAAAGGUGGCAAACUUGCUCACCUCCGGGCCCGGCUCAAAGAACUGGCCGCGCUGGAGGCGGCUGCAAAGCAGCAAGAGUUGCUGGAACAGGCCAAGAGCUCGCAAGACGCCAAGGGAGAGGAAGGCUCGGCCGCCCUAGACCAGCCCACGCCCCCAAAGGAGGCCACCCCCGACCCACCCGCGCCCCAGACGCCCCCCGAACCCCUGGGGUCUCCACCGCGCUCUCCACCGCCUGCCUCCCUUGGGAGGCCCGAGGGAGAAGAGGAGGGGGCGGCCCAGCCUGAGGAGCACUCGGUGAGGAUCCGCAUGAGCCCAGGCCCGGAGCCCGGCGAGCAGAUCCUGUCGGUGGAGAUGCCGGAGGAAAAGGAGGAGAAGGUGGAGUAAGGUGUGGUGAGGCGGCUCCCACGCGCAGUUCUGGCAGGUGUGCCCCCAAUGCCCGCUGCGCCCCUGCGCCCCAGCUUCCCCCACGGCCCAAGAGGAGAUGCUUUUCCGCAGUCGUGGCCUCAGUGGCUGCAGCUCUGACCGCCCUGCCAGCACGCCAGCCCCGACUUAGCUCCUCGCGGGCUGGGCCUGAGCUCGACACAUUUCAUCAAGUGUUCCAGUCCCUGAGCUCUCAGUAUCAGUUGAGAGCCCUGCCUUUUCCUGACUGUUCCUUUUUUUAAGAACAAAAUGAUGUUCCACUUUUAAAGUUCAUGGGUGGGGGAUAAAGUGAGGCUCCAAUAUAUGGGAAGCUUUGUUGAAAAAGUAAAGGGUUAUUGAAUGUGUGGGGUUUCCCCUCAGGAAUUUGUCUAACACAUUUCAAGGACAGAAAAUACUUCACGGCCGGGCAUGGUGGCUCAUGCCUAUAAUCCCAGUGCUUUGGGAAGUCGAAGGAGGAGGAU
This is a messenger RNA of Cercocebus atys (sooty mangabey), 4217 nucleotides long. It is a transcript of the gene CNGB1, whose product is annotated as cyclic nucleotide gated channel beta 1. The record is from RefSeq and is a predicted model, not a curated record. Gene Ontology annotation, molecular function: cGMP binding; protein-containing complex binding; intracellularly cGMP-activated cation channel activity. Gene Ontology annotation, cellular component: plasma membrane; intracellular cyclic nucleotide activated cation channel complex; photoreceptor outer segment. Gene Ontology annotation, biological process: retina homeostasis; monoatomic cation transmembrane transport. The coding region runs from base 1 to 3720 and encodes 1239 amino acids. The transcript has 32 exons. NCBI's taxonomy places the organism in Eukaryota, Metazoa, Chordata, Mammalia, Primates, Cercopithecidae.